Epinephelus moara (kelp grouper) is the source of this 6115-nucleotide messenger RNA. RefSeq names its product cyclin G associated kinase (gene gak). NCBI's taxonomy places the organism in Eukaryota, Metazoa, Chordata, Actinopteri, Perciformes, Serranidae. The transcript is spliced from 29 exons. Gene Ontology annotation, biological process: regulation of clathrin-dependent endocytosis; protein phosphorylation; positive regulation of Notch signaling pathway. The record is from RefSeq and is a predicted model, not a curated record. Bases 225 to 4142 code for a protein of 1305 amino acids. Gene Ontology annotation, cellular component: cytoplasm. Gene Ontology annotation, molecular function: protein serine/threonine kinase activity; ATP binding; AP-2 adaptor complex binding.
GUCAUCACCCCUCACGGAAGUCAGCACUGACGAUGGUGGCGGCCUCGUCAGCCUAUUAGCAGGAAGAGGAUGUUUGCUUCCAGUGAAAGAAUAAUAUCACCUGAUUAUAAGCCGUUAUAGGAAAGUAAACCACCGUGGAUUUUUCUCUCUGCUCGGGAUUAGACCGCUCAUUCCUUCACCUGGAGCCGGCCUCUGUGAGUCUGAAGCCGGGCGCUGGGUAAAAAAUGUCCCUGUUCCAGUCGGCACUGGAUUUCCUAGCCGGGCCCGGCUCGUCCGGAGCGGCCAGCCGGGACCAGAAUGAUUUCGUCGGACAAGUCGUGGAGCUCGGUGACAUGAAACUGAGGAUCAAGAGGGUGAUCGCGGAAGGUGGAUUUGCCUUUGUGUAUGAAGCUCAGGAUAUGAGUACUGGUAAAGACUAUGCCCUCAAGAGGCUGCUUUCCAAUGAGGAGGAGAAGAACAAGGAAAUCAUACAGGAAGUCUGCUUCAUGAAAAAGCUGUCGGGUCAUCCCAACAUGGUUCAGUUCUGCUCUGCUGCUUCCAUCAGUAAGGAGGAGUCCGACACCGGGCAGGCCGAGUUCCUGAUCCUCACUGAGUUGUGUAAAGGUCAGCUGGUGGACUUUAUAAAGCGGGUGGAGCAGAGGGCUCUCCUGUCAUGUGACACUGUGCUGAAAAUCUUCUACCAGUCGUGCCGCGCCGUGCAGCACAUGCACAAACAGAAGCCUCCAAUCAUACACAGAGACCUGAAGAUUGAGAACCUCUUGAUUAGUAACCAGGGCACCAUCAAGCUGUGUGACUUUGGCAGCGCCACCACAGUGUCACAUUACCCCGACUACAGCUGGUCGGCACAGAAGAGGUCCAUGGUGGAGGAUGAGAUCACAAGGAACACCACUCCAGCAUACCGAACACCAGAGAUGAUCGAUCUCUACUCCAACUUCCCCAUCAAUGAGAAACAGGACAUCUGGGCCCUAGGAUGCAUCCUCUACCUGCUGUGUUUUAAGCAGCACCCGUUCGAGGAGGGGGCCAAGCUGCAAAUCGUCAAUGGGAAAUACUCCAUUCCUCAGAACGACGUCAAGUACACUGUGUAUCACAACCUCAUACGUUCCAUGCUGAAGGUAAACCCAGAGGAGCGUCUGUCCAUUACAGAGUUGGUCAACCAGCUCCAGGAGAUAGCAGCAGCACGCAACGUCAACCCCAAGUCUCCCAUUACAGAGCUGCUGGAGCAGAACGGAGGUUUUGGCAACAACGGAGCCCAGCCGCCCAUGCAGAUCCACAACGUCCACAACAAUGCAGGCAUAUACGAUCCUGAUCAGGCGGGCAGCGGCCUCUUUGAUAUCUUACGGGGAGGAACCGAGCGCUUCCUGACUAACAUAAAGGACACUUCCUCUAAGGUCAUCCAGUCAGUAGCCAGCUAUGCCAAAGGGGACCUAGAUAUUUCAUACAUCACCUCCAGAAUAGCAGUCAUGUCCUUCCCAGCAGAGGGGGUGGAGUCAGCGAUAAAGAACAACAUUGAGGACGUCCGUCUCUUCCUGGAUUCACGUCAUGCUGGCCACUAUGCUGUCUACAACCUCUCCAGGCGAUCGUACAGGCCUUCUCGAUUCCACAACAGGGUUUCAGAGUGUAACUGGCAAGUGCGCCGUGCCCCCAACCUCCGCAGCCUCUACAGUGUGUGUAAGAACAUGCAUCUAUGGCUCAAACAGGACCAGAGGAACAUCUGUAUAGUACACUGUCUGGAUGGCAGGGCAGCAUCAGCGGUGGCAGUUUGCUCCUUCCUGUGUUUCUGUCGCCUUUUCACCACAGCUGAGGCGGCUGUCUACAUGUUCUCAAUGAAACGCUGCCCGCCUGGUAUAGCACCCUCACACAAGAGGUAUAUAGAGUAUAUGUGCGACAUGAUGGCAGAGGAGCCCAUCGUCCCCCACAGCAAGCCCAUAACAAUUCGCUCCAUCGUCAUGACACCUGUGCCACUGUUCAACAAGCAGCGUAACGGGUGCAGGCCGUUCUGUGAAGUUUAUGUUGGAGACGAGAGAGUCCUCACCACAUCACAGGAGUACGACAAGAUGAAGGACUUUAAGAUGGAGGAUGGGAGAGCGGAGAUUCCCCUCAAUGUGACAGUCCAAGGAGAUGUGCUGGUGGUGAUCUACCAUGCAAGAUCCACACUGGGAGGACGUCUACAGGCUAAGAUGGCAUCCAUGAAGAUGUUUCAGAUCCAGUUCCACACAGGCUUUGUCCCCAGAAAUGCGACCACUGUCAAGUUUGCCAAAUAUGACUUAGACGCCUGUGACAUCCAGGAGAAGUACCCAGACUUGUUCCAGGUUAACUUGGACAUCGAGGUGGAACCCAGAGACAGACCCACCACCAAGACCCCUCCUUGGGAGGGCUUCCAAACCAAGGGCCUCAACCCCAAAAUCCUUUUCUCCUCUCGCGAUGAGCAGCAGGAAAUCCUCAGCAAAUUUGGUAAGCCCGAGCUGCCUCGUCAGCCAGGCUCCUCAGCAUUUUAUGACUCAGAGUCGCCCCAGCCAGCUCAGACCCCCGAAGGCUCCACUGCAACAGAAACAGAAUCUCCUGUGAGCACUGAUAACAACGCCAACAACUUCUUCCAGACACUAGAUUGGGAAGAUGUGGGCAGCCCUCAAGAUGCCUCAGACAGUCAAGGAGGAGGAUCAAUGAAUGACCAGGAGGAUGUGAGCGAUCAAUCAGAAGGAGAGUCCUACUCUUAUUCUGCCCCCAGUGGGGAGCCACUGUCACGUGACCCCAGCGAGCCGCUGUUUGAUGCUGACUUCCAGACCUCCCCUCCUGCAGCCCAGGAAUCUCCUGUCGGUGACACAGCUGACCUCUUGGGACUGAACUCCGACCCGUCCAUGUCCUCAUCGUCCUCCUCUGCUCCUCAUCAAGGAGCCCAGGGAGGAAUGAAAGCUGCAUCUAGCAACAGCGACCUCCUCAACGACCUGUUUGCACCCCCUGGUGGUCAGACAGGAGCGGUGCAGGAAGACUUGUUCUUCAGUGGGCCAGCCAGUGGGGCCACAUCAGACUCAAAAUCCAUGGGCGACCUGUUCGAUCCGUUUGGGAUGGGGUCUGGCUCUGGUGUCAGCUCCACCGUGGGUUCAUCUCGGCAGGCCUCUGGUCCAGACCUGUUUGGAGACCUGUUGGGUUCUGAAGGUUCAGCUCACAGUAACCCCGCUCCUGCUUCCAACACAAGCCUCUUCAACCUCAAUAAGCUAGUGAAUGAUACCCCUAAGAUGACAUCAUCAGCCAGCCAGCCAGACCUGCUGGGAGGGUGGGACAGCUGGGCAGCUGGCACCAACGCUAGCAUGAGUGCCACCACCAGCAAACCCAGUUAUACCAACACAGCUUCUAGUGCUGCGUCUAUGUCGAAGGCCAAGUCUCAGACCUUUGAUCCCUUCGCCGACCUCGGAAACCUGGGCACCAAUUUACCAGGUUCCUCCAGCAGUAAUUUUUCCGGGCCUUCUUUCAGCGCAAAGACUCCCUCCUCCUCCACUUCCUCCUCUGCUAAGCCUCAAGCCCAGCCCUGGCAGUCAGCAAGACCCUCUUCAGCCCAGAGCAAACCUUGGAUGGCUGGAUCAGGACAAGGACCUGCACCCAAAGCACCCUCUGCAUCUCAGUCUGCAGGCGCACAGCCCACUAAACCCAACUACAACCUCAACUUUUCCAGUGUGAUUGGUGGGAGAGAGGAGAGAGGAGUUCGGGGGCCUGGAUUUGGCCCCAAACCGAAGGUAAAGGAGGACGAUUUUGAGGACCUGCUGUCAACUCAGGGUUUUGCCUCGAGGCCUGAUAGGAAGGGACCAAGGACCAUCGCUGAAAUGAGGAGACAGGAGAUCACAAAAGACAUUGAUCCACUUAAAUUACAGAUCUUGGACUGGAUCGAGGGGAAGGAGCGAAACAUCCGAGCGCUGCUGUCAACUCUGCACACUGUGCUGUGGGAGGGUGAAACCCGCUGGAGGCCUGUGGGCAUGGCCGACCUGGUGACACCCGACCAGGUGAAGAAAUACUACAGGAAGGCUGUGCUGAUUGUCCAUCCAGAUAAGGCAACAGGCCAGUCUUACGAAGAUUACGCUAAGAUGAUCUUUAUGGAAUUGAACGACGCCUGGUCAGAGUUCGAGAACCAGGGAUCCAAAGCACUCUUUUAGAACACCUGGUCUGGAUCCCAGCUAGACCAGACCAGACUGGACUGGAUUCAGCCUAACCACACACAAGGGUUAGACUGGGCCAGAUUGGACAGGACUGAGCCCACAUUGGGCCUUAGGGGGCGCAGAGCCUCUGAGAGGUGUCCUCUCUACCAUUCCCUUCACUCCCUUCUUCCUUCUUUACUUUCUUCUCUUUCUACAGUCAAGGAAAAAAGACCUUUUGCCGGCAAAAAAACAAACAUUGUGAUAGUUGUUGAAACUCACUGCCUACCUGUACGACUGCCUGAGUGGUGCUGCAAACAUCUGGAGGGAAGGAUGGGUGACAAUCACACGAGGAAGACAGAGUGGAAAUGAGUACUACAUAAUAAGACAAGGACUUUUAAGAUUAUCAUGACAGUGGUAUUCUGAUGAAAAGAUUUAACGAGCCCACACUGAUGAGAUGUUGCUAAAUUCUGGCUGUGGCUGGUGAGUUGGUGAGCACUUUUGCAAACAACCAGCCACUUCACUGACUGGUUAAAAAAAUAAAAAUAAACACGGCUGUACAUUUUCCAGCAUGCCGGCCAACAUGGAGUGUUGUUUUUAAGCUUAGCGAACGUUGCUGAUGAAUUUUGGGACAAACCAGCCACAGCAAACAACGGACAAAAAACUAUCCCGCCUCAAAUGGAGAAGCAGGAUUUUUGAACGACCAUAGAUCUGUUGAUAAUGCCCAUUAAUACUUUGAAGUGCACCUUUUGGGGUCAGUGGUGGUUUGGGUUUGUUGUUGAGCCAUUCCUCUCCAGAAAGACAAGACUAUUGCCUGCUGAACACUACUAGUGCUGCUUCUACCAUAACAGUUACGACUACACACACACACACACACACACACUCCUCAGAUUGAUGUUAAAACCUGCAUCCUAAACUUCUGACAAAGAAACUUGUUUUGGAGCCCCAUAUAAACCGAAGCGGGCAGUCUGUCGUGUUUUUUUGAAGUGCUCUUUCAAUUCCACCCACUCAGGCUAUACUGUGUAGCUGACUGCAUGCUCUCCCACACCACACCUCUGAACAACAGGGGGGGGGGGGUGUUUGAUUUCAAACCAGGGUAGUCCAAACGGGCGGUGGCUCUUUUAUUGAAGUGCUCUUUUUCUUGUAGCAGAAACAGACAGACAGACUCAGCACUCACGCUGCUCAUUGCUUUCGAGCGUCUCCGUCAUCACUGUCAUUACCAACCCCUCUCUUUGUCUCUGCAAGCCCCACCCACCUCCGGCGCCGAGUUCAGUGGACAUUUUUUUGUCAGGAGCAGAUCAAAAAGUGAAGGAAUGAAAAGAGAAUAUGCUGAUUGAAUCUUGGUUUUUACUUUUUCUUGUAUUUUUUUGGGAGGGGGUUCAUUCUGAGCUUUUUCUCACUUAAUCAUCACUUCAGUGUAAAUAUCAGAAUAUCAUCCAUCAAGUGGCUUUGUCGAGGCUACAGCCUGAUGUGUUAUUGAGCGUCACGCUCAACCGCGUGAAUGGUUGUGUGAUUGCGUGCGUGCAUGUGUGUGUGUAUCUUUCAUGGAGAAAUUAAUGAAACCCUGUUGGACAUCAUGCUUUCUUGUCUGCAGUCACAAUCUUAAUUUAAUGUUUUCCAGUCUCUCCCACACUUUUGAUUUUGUGGACGUUUGUGUUUCCAUCAAUCUUUCCAAUUUUUGCUUGCUCUGCUUUUCUUUCCCUUUAUUUUUUAUUUCACAUUUUACCUCAUGGACCAAUCAAAUCACCUGUUUUCUUAUUUAUUAUUAUGUUUUUUUUUCCUUCUUUCGGAGGGUUGGGGGUUGUUCUGACAUGUAUUCAUGCUAUUAAUGGCACAAGUGGAAAAAAAAAUUCAGAUAAUAUAUAAGUGGAAUGUGCUGAGUGGGAAGGUUGUUGGUUGAUGACAUUGAGCCUCUCUUGCUGUUUUCAUUCCAAAGCAUCUAUUAUUAAUACGAAUGUGCUUUUACAAAUAUAUAUCCUCUCUGUUGUUGAGCA